UGCCCCGCCGUGUAACUUUGAAGCUCGCGAUCUUUAUCGCGAAUGUCACGAAAUAAUAUUUUGGAGUGCAGGUGACCGGGAUAUUCGAUUUGAUUCGAAACUACCGUUAUCUUAGCAUUUGCCCGAUGCUAGAUUGAGUUUCGUCUCAAUUCUUAGUCUACUCUAUGUUGAAACUCCUUGUUCACUUUGAGCUUGAUCGGGUGUGGAGUCGAGUUAGUUAGAGCUAGUAGUCAUGACGUAGACAUAGCGAGACUUGGCUCAGCAGGUGCUCAGCAUGUCGGGGCAAAGUCUCCUGAUGUUGUAGAUUGAAGCGAAUUCUAAUUUUUCCUCUCAUUGUAAUGUAAAAGUAAAGUUUAUUUUAUUUGUAAUUCUGAUUUUAUUGCUGUUUGGUUGCUGACAGCCUUAAGAAUAGUGAGAAGUAUCAUUGAGCGUAGGCCAUCGAUCGCUUCUGGAUAUUCCCGAAGUAUAUUCGCAUUCGAGAUCGGGAAAUAAUUCGAAGUUACAAUAUGAAGCUGUGGGGAGGAUCUAAAAGACAGGACGACAGUCCAAGGGAUUCGUUGGAUCAGGAACAAGAAGAGGCGGCGAACGAACAUACUCGCUUGCUGCCGAAUCGGGUCGAGAGCGCCGAUUAUACACAAUAUUUGAGCCCAGAUGAUCCAGCUGUCUCGCCGUACAAUCUAUGGAGCGUGCGAAUUGUUAGAUACCUUACCAUAUUCUUCACAAUACUCACCUUUGCAUGGUGGACAAUUCUCCUAGUUUCGACUUUUGUUACACCACCUGGUUUUCAUACGCGAGGUUCUGGUUUCUUCCCCUUUAGCUACACAAGUUUAGCGCUUGCGAACCUGCUUUUUACUCUCAUAUUUUUCGCCAUUCCGUCAAAACCCGUCCGGAUAUUGAGUAUAAUUAUGGGUAUAGUAUUGCUGGUGGACGCUGUCUUGUUGAUUUCUGUUGAGAAGACAAGGCAUGAAGAGGGUUGGGUUGGGAUGGUCAGUGUCUUAUGGGCGUUUCUUAUAGCUCUUUGGACCUUGAUUACCGAUCGCUUAGUGGAAUGGGGGAAGACCGAAGAAGAAGAAAGGCUGACGGGUCGAGCUGAGACUCGCCGCACUUUAACAGAGUGGAUUGCCGUUCUAGCAUCCACCAUAUCUAUGGUAAUACUUACUCUUGUCGUUUUUCUGACAGCUUUAACUCUCGUCCUUCGUGCCCUCGAUGCUGGCUUGGCACCACCAGGUCAGCUAUUCUUGGUGGAUGGUGGUAAAUAUAUGGUACAUGUUUACUGUCAUGGAAACCAGACGGACUCUAAGGGUACAAAGCUCCCUACAGUAUUGCUAGAGGGUGGAGAAAGCGCGGUUGAAGACGGCCUAUGGCAGUUUGCCGACGCUGCAAUCAAUAAUAAGUCGAUCAGUCGGUAUUGUUUUGUUGAUCGUCCCGGACUUGCUUGGAGCGAUACCGCACCAUCACCUCUAUCAGCCGGGAUGGCGGUCGAGGCAGUCAGCGAAGCAUUGGCUAGAGCUGGAGAGGAUGGGCCAUGGGUCCUUGCGAGCGCUGGUAUUGGUUCGAUCUACUCACGAAUCUUUUCCGCCCGCCACAGUGGGGAAAUAAAAGCUCUCCUUUUUAUCGAUCCGCUCCAUGAAGACGAUCUGGGCGACGUGGGUUCGCCAGGACGAGGUUUUGUGCUCUGGAUCCGGGGCAUCAUCUCACCCCUUGGCCUUGACCGCAUCCCAGGUGCUCUUUUUAAGGGUCGAACUAAGGAAGACCGUGUUUGGGGUCAAUCUGCAUACCAGACUGGGAAAUAUCUCUUCACAAAAUUACAAGAGAACCUCGUAGCCGACACAUUGACUAAACGUGAUCUAGCGAGUAGCACGGCUAUCCAGAAUCCUGAUAUUCCCUUGACUUUGAUUAGCUCGGGGAAAAGGAUCCGGAGUGAUAGUGGCUGGGAAGACAAGCAGAGGGAUCUCACGCAUGUCACGCAUAAUUUGGUCCACUGGGAUAUCGUCGAUAAGGCGCCACAUCGGAUCUGGGAUACCCAGAAAGGACGGGAAGUUAUCGAAACCCGCCUCCGGGAGUUGGUGCAUGCAUAACCUGACAUAGUAGUUUACUGUCAUUGUUUUGGUGUAUUCUCAUUUUGCAUUUCUAACGAGCGUGGCAUAUGAUCCCUGGGCAUUUUCAUAUAUUUGGAUAUCGGAUUGUUGUUGUUUUUGAGUAUAGUUUUUGCUUGUAACGAUUGAAGUGUAGAUAUGCUUAAAUAUAAAUAAUCGGAUACCGUACAAAACGAUGUGACAUGUUCCGGUUUAUU
Molecule: messenger RNA, 2293 nt
Organism: Hypoxylon trugodes
Lineage: Eukaryota; Fungi; Ascomycota; Sordariomycetes; Xylariales; Hypoxylaceae
Exons: 5
Coding region: 507-2078 (523 amino acids)
Source: RefSeq, a predicted model, not a curated record